GCUUUCUACAAACAUUGCCUUGCCAGUGUUGGAACCCUGGGAUGUUCUGGUGCGCGUGUCCUAUGUCUCCCUCGGACCCGUCGACAGCAAGUCCGCCGAAAUGUCGCCCACGGUGGGCGCCACGGCCGGAACCGAGUUCUCGGGCAUUGUGGCUGCGCUAGGCAACAAUGUGGGCGCUGACAGCAACAACAACAACAAUAAGACGGCCCCAGUGCGGAUCGGUGACCGGGUCGUGGGAGGAAUCUUUGGGAACAACCCACUGCGACACGAUAAUGGCGCCUUUGCGCAGUACGUGGCGGUACCAUCUCGCCUCGUAUGGCGCGUCCCCGAUGGCAUGGACCUGGCAGCCGCGGUGACGUUGCCCACCGCGCUCGCGACCGUGGGGUUGUCCCUAUUCCAGUACAUGAAGCUUCCCAUGCCCCAGGGCAACAAUAAUCUGCAGACUCCAUCGGAGGGUCCAUAUGUACUUGUCUACGGGGGCGGCACGGCCACGGGCUGCAUGGCGAUCCAGAUACUCAAGUGGGCCGGCUUCAGGCCCAUCACGACCUGCUCCGACGCGAGCAAAGAACGGGCCCUUCGACUGGGGGCCGCUGCCACGUUUGACUAUCAUUCACCCGAUUGCAGUGCGCAGAUCGGCGAGUACACGGCGGGUACCCUGGGGCUAGCCCUCGACUGUAUCACGGACUCUUCCUCCAUGGCCCUGUGCUAUGAGGCUCUGGGGAGCGAGGGCGGCCGAUACGUGGCCCUGGACUUCUUCCCCCUACGCUGCCAUACCCGGCGGAGUGUUCAGCCUGACUGGGUGUGUACCUACACCCAGUUCGGUCAUCCAGUGGCAUGGGCGCCUCCAUACAACCUGGAUGCCCGCCCGCACGAUCAUCGCACCGCGGAGUCCUGGUACGUGGUGUCGCAACAGCUGCUCGAUCAGGGUAGGAUUGAGCCACUCCCGGUUGAAGAGCGAAGUGGUGGACUGGCAGCCAUUGGGGAAGGCAUGAAGGAGGUUCGAAGUGGACAGAUUCAAGGUAGAAAGCUGGUGUAUCCCAUUGCUUAGAAUGAAUCCCACCACUACUACCGAUAUUGAAUUGGAUACCUCCAUCGGCAUCUUGAGAAUGCCCGGUAACUUCGUUUCCGUAUGUCCGCGCCAAUCCUUCGCUUAUAUCCUAGGAUGUGUCAGCGAUAGGCUAACUAGCAAGUUUAAUAUCUUGAUCUUUCUAUUUGGG
Aspergillus sclerotioniger CBS 115572 is the source of this 1217-nucleotide messenger RNA. Its product is annotated as zinc-binding alcohol dehydrogenase family protein. The transcript has a single exon. The record is from RefSeq and is a predicted model, not a curated record. The coding region runs from base 101 to 1048 and encodes 315 amino acids. Gene Ontology annotation, molecular function: oxidoreductase activity, acting on NAD(P)H. NCBI's taxonomy places the organism in Eukaryota, Fungi, Ascomycota, Eurotiomycetes, Eurotiales, Aspergillaceae.